This is a messenger RNA of Physella acuta, 3670 nucleotides long. RefSeq names its product E3 ubiquitin-protein ligase RNFT1. Gene Ontology annotation, biological process: positive regulation of ERAD pathway. The record is from RefSeq and is a predicted model, not a curated record. NCBI's taxonomy places the organism in Eukaryota, Metazoa, Mollusca, Gastropoda, Physidae. Gene Ontology annotation, molecular function: ubiquitin protein ligase activity.
GCCAUAUCAUCAUCGAUAAAUAAACAUUCUCAGGAUUAGUAGACACUACAAGUGUACAGUUAUUAAUGAGAUCAGCAGUUAUGAUCUCUAGAUGGUGAUUAUUUAGAAUAAUUAGUUAAAUUUUUCAAGUCUCGUUUGGAAGUUUAUUUUUUUUAAUAACAAACACCACUGGUUGGUGUUAGAUUUGAAUCAAGCUGUAACAGAUGCAAGCAAAGAAUUUUGUGGACAGGAGAACAGCUACAACACUCAGUAUUUUUGUAACGAAAUUAUGUCAGGGUCUUCAGGGUCAUCAUCUCAUCCACAACAGUCAACAUCUCCAACUGCCGCCGGCUCCAGUAGCAACCAGUCUUUGAGGUGGAGUCUUCAAAAUUUUCCAGUGCCUGUGCAGCUUCAGGCUCGUCUGCCAAGAUCUCCAUUAUCAGUGGCACAAGAACUGUUGCCCAAUUUCCCCACCCACCUCAGCCAUCAACGUGGGCAUGAAGAAGGGCAGCCACAGCAGUACCAGCUUAGCCUGCAACAACACAUCCAGCAACAGCUACAGCAGCAGUUUCAGAGGCAGCUACAGCUAAACUUGCAGGGGCUGGCUGAGUCUCCCCGCGCCCCGGAGAUGCCUGACCCCCCAGACACUAUUCUUGACCUAGACAUGCCUGCUGGGGACAGCAGUGGGGGGUUCUCGUCAAUGAGUAACAGCGGGAACUCUAGCGCCAUACGAGGUUUUAACUCUCACCUGUUGGAGGCGAUUCUACGAGGCGCAGCCGCCCAGCAGAGACCAAACUCUAAUAAUAAUUCGAGCCCCAUAGGUUUGAUAUCUCGAGCGGCCAAUGGAAAUAGCGGCGCUACUCAGCAUCAUCACCACCAUGCACACUCUCACAACUAUCAGAGCACUGGCACAAUGGACAAUAACGCCUUGGGCAACAACAUGUCUGUUAACGGAGGCACUGGUAUUAACUUUGGGGCGGAUGUAGGGCAAGCAGGGGUUGCUGGUAAUGGGGGCGGGGCAGUUAACCCGGGCCCCCAGCAAGCAGCGGAACUUACGCUACUGUACAAGUGGGUUGCAGAGUCUGGAAUCUUUAUCCUGCUUUUGUUUUUACAUUUCCUCUAUGACCACCGGCUAGGUUUGCUGGUGUUCUUGUGUUUAGGAGGGACAUUUUACUACACAAAUAUGAAGCUAGUUCAUGCUAUACAUCAGUCUGCUGUCAGGGAACAAAGCAGAUCUUGGCUUGGUCUUCUAAACUUGAUGUGGUUGUGUGGGUUCCUGAUUGUCAACAUAGCCAUACUAUAUUAUGUUUUUAGUGCCCAAGAACUGUGGAAACUGUUGUAUUUCCAGAUGGCGCCAGUGUCAGACAUAUCUGUGUGGACACUGUUGUGGUGUGUGGUCAUGACGGACUACAUCAUCAAAUUUUUGACUGUGAUCUUCAAAUCCUUACUUGCCAUGUUCCAGCCCUGUAGUAAAAACUACCGCCAGAGGGGCAAAUACUAUUUGUUAAUUGAAAGCAUUUCACAACUUUACCGUCAAGUUGUCACCAUUGUGCCAUGGUGGUAUUACCUCAAUGACAGCAACAGGACCAGCUUGUGGUUUGCAUUCAUCACUGAAGCUGUGUACCUGGGCUUUAAGAGUUGGUCAGUGUGGGGUGCUGUACAGUUUUUAUAUUCAUCUUUCCAAAGAUUUCAGUCUAACACAUCUUUUGGCAUCAAGCCAAGCUCUAAUGAUGUUUUAGAAAGAGGCAACCAAUGCCCAAUUUGUCAAGAUACUUUCAAUGAACCAGUGAUGUUGCCUUGUAAGCAUAUAUUUUGUGAACAAUGCGUGUCCAUAUGGUUUGACCGUGAGAAGACAUGUCCCAUGUGUAGGGCGGAGAUCACUACUGAGUCACCCAUGUGGAAAGACGGAAACACCAGCCCUCAUUUACAAUGGCACUGAUGUUUAGCAGGGUGUGUGUAUGUGUUGGCAUAUGGGUAGUGUCUGUGUGCAUAUGAUGGUGUUUAGUGCUUGUAAGAUGAAAUAUAGUGUGUGUAUGGUUGAUUGUGUAUUGUGUAUGGUUGAAAUUGUGUAUCAGUAACUGGUGCAUAUGUAUGUAUUUGUAUUUAUAGGCUUAAAAUGUUAUUUCAUGUGGUACAUACAUGUACCCAUACAUUUCAUGGUCAAAUUUGAACAGAAAUAUAGUUCAUAAAUAAGGGAGAGAAUAUUUUAAUAUGUUUUUUUUUAUUGUAAAGAGAAAUUCCGUAAUAGAAAGUACUUUCAUAACUAUAAAAAAAAAAUCUAGUUGGUUUAUACGAUUAUAUUUUGUUUUAUGUUAAUUUUGUGUUUUUGUUUAAAAUUUUUUUGAUCACAAUUUUAUUUCAUGCACUGUUUGUUUACAUUUUUUGUUUACCUUUUCUGUAGAAAUAGUUACAAACAAUUGUGUUUUUUGUGUGCUUGUGUGUUUCAUUUGUAGGUCAUUAAUACCACAGAAUGAGAUAGCAAAAUGAUGUAAGAAAUGAUUAUGUAUUACAGUAUCCCGCGAUAAUGUGGUUGAGAUUAUUGAGCACUCUUUUUUUUCUUUGGUCCAAAAUGAGACAUUUUAUAAUCAUAAAUUUAUAAUCCCUACCCUAGCUUUUUUAUUAUAACAGGGAAGGGAGUUAGUUAUACAAUGGAGUAUUAAGUUACAUUUCUUGUUGGUAUGUGAUAAAAUUUACUUAAUCUCUCAAUGUUUUAACUAAAAACAUCAGUUUUCUGUGAUCUUUUUUUUUUGGUAACAUUUAAUAAUUUGUAUUAUAGAGUUAUUUCCCUUGAUUUAAUUAUUUGUGAACAGGUGACAUUUCAAAAUCUGUUUUAAAAUUGAUGUAAUGGGAGCAAAAUUUUGAAAGUUUAUUGUACAUCACCAAUCAUUUGUUAUAUUGCCAGCCCCUGUUCUCACUACUGAACAUACACCAACCAUCUCAUUGAUUUUCUUCUUCAUUCAAUCCAAUCCAUUUUUUUUUGUUUUUUUAUUUGCUAGAGGACCAGAUGUUCUUAAAAAUUGGUUUGGAAUAUUAACAAGGUGUAUAUUUUUAAAAAAGAUAUUAUAUAAUUUAUUUCUUUUUUAUUUGUAUAUAGAAGCUGAUUACAUUGCAUGGGCUAGGGGAUUUUAAAUUAAUCAAUUAUUGCUUUAAUUCAAUUUUGACUUUAAAAUUUUUAUAUUUAUAGUCCUUUUUAUUUGAUCUACAAUUUUUUGGGGUCUUAGUAUUUAGUUGUAGUUUUUUUUUUUUUACAACUUUAAAGAUUAUUUUUGAAGCUUUAAUAUUUAAAAACGGGAAAUAUAUAUUUUUCUCACCAUUUUAUUUUGGGGAAAAUCUGGUUUCCGCAGUUUUGAAUGUGAAAAGUUUAGGGCAAUGGUUAAUUUCCAUAGUCCAGGCAAGGUUUAUAAUGUGACAUGGUAUGGCUAAAGCAGUUGUAAUAUUUAAAAAAAAAACAUUUUGAUAAAAAAAUUUUAUAUUUAAAAAAAAAAUUAAUAUAAAUAUAGUAUCAAUAAAUAAGAAUUUACAGUAGUAAUGUUUGGUAAUCAGUAUUGUUCCAGGAUCAAUUUACCCUUUAAAAGGCAAAUCCAAGUCCAAUUUUUUUUUAUGUCUACAAGUAAGAUUGAGUUAUUUAAAUGCAUUUUUUUUUUUCAGCUCACAUGUACUCUUGAGUGCUGUGUGUGUAUCUUAGAAGUGA